AUGAAAAUCGUCAUCCUUUUAGUUCUAGUGAUGUCAUCAUUGGCAAGGCUUACUUAUAAGAAUAGCGUAUUCGGAAGAGAAGAGAUUAUCCAGGCCAAUAAUACAUUGUGGUUUACACAGAAAUUAGAUCACAAUGAUCCAACAUCGAAAGAAGUGUUUAGACAAAGAUAUCAUGUUUAUGAUGAUUAUGUAGUGAGAAACUAGCCUGAAUCAGUUAUAUUGUACAUUUGUGGUGAAUGGACAUGUGACGGUAUUGGAAGUGGAUUAACAUUUGAUGCAGCACAAUAAUUGAAAGCCCUAGUAUUAGUUUUGGAACACAGAUAUUUCGGCUAGUCUCAGCCAUUUGGAGAUUGGAGUACUCCAAACUUAAAAUAUCUCAAUAUUCAUUAAGCUUUGGAUGACAUUGCAUACUUUAUCUAGGACGUGAAAGCUAAAGGUCUCUUUAAUAUAAAGCCAAACACCCCAUGGAUUCAUCUUGGAGGUUCAUACCCAGGAGCACUAAGCGCUUGGUUUAGAUACAAAUACCCCCAUUUGACAAUUGGAGGGUUGGCUUCUUCAGCAGUUGUCAAAGCAGUUGCUUGUUAUCAUGACUACGAUAUGCAAGUUUAUCUUUCUGCCUUGGAGAGUUCUUAAGAAUGUGUAGAUAGAAUCCAAUAGGUUAAUGAAAAGAUUGAAGCCGAUUUGAUAAAAAGUCCCAAUACUAUUAAGGCAGAGUUCAAAGCUUCAGAAUUAACAGAUAUUGAGUUCUUGUCUAUGAUUGCCGAUAUCUAUGCUGGUAUGGUUUAAGGCAGAAAAAGAUCAAAGAUGUGUGAGAGAUUAGAAGGUGGAGCUACUUUAGACGAUUGGUUUAAAUAAGUUAAAGAGAUGGCUUUAGAAACAGUUGAUCAAGAAAGCUACGGAUCUGAAUUUUUAAAGGACAUCUCCAUUGAUUUCUCAAAGAAUUCAAGACAAUGGACAUAUUAGACCUGCAUUGAAGUUGGAUACUUCUAAACUGCUAAUCCUAAUGUUGAACAAUCAACAAGAUCAUAACAAUUGAAACUUGAUUUCUUUAGAAACCUAUGUGAAUACUCUUAUGGAAUCUCCAUAUUCCCUGACGAAGAGAGAACUAAUGCUUAUUUUGGUGGACUUGAUAUCAAUGUGGAUCAUCUUAUCUUUUCAAAUGGAUCAGAUGACCCUUGGUAACAUGCUUCAAUCACUAAAUGGAAAUAAGGAAAGGAGUAUGAUGUCAAGUACAUUAAAUGCAAGGAUUGCUCACAUUGCAUUGAUCUUAAGGCUACUAAAGCUGAUGAUCCUCCUGAGUUAACUCAAGCUAGAAAAGAAAUCCUAGCCAUAUUUUAACAAUGGAUUAAUGAAUACAACGACCAAUAAUCCUAAAUUAUUGAGUGA
Paramecium tetraurelia is the source of this 1386-nucleotide messenger RNA. RefSeq lists its product as uncharacterized. Gene Ontology annotation, biological process: proteolysis. NCBI's taxonomy places the organism in Eukaryota, Ciliophora, Oligohymenophorea, Peniculida, Parameciidae. The transcript has 4 exons. The record is from RefSeq and is a predicted model, not a curated record. Gene Ontology annotation, molecular function: serine-type exopeptidase activity; dipeptidyl-peptidase activity.